This is a messenger RNA of Culex pipiens pallens (northern house mosquito), 732 nucleotides long. RefSeq lists its product as uncharacterized. The transcript is spliced from 2 exons. The coding region runs from base 121 to 732 and encodes 203 amino acids. NCBI's taxonomy places the organism in Eukaryota, Metazoa, Arthropoda, Insecta, Diptera, Culicidae. The record is from RefSeq and is a predicted model, not a curated record.
CGUAGUAGGCUCUCAAGCCCCACCCAAGUGACAGUUGCUUUUUAUUUUCUGUAAUCUUUCCAACAAAUUUGGUCGCGCACAAUAAAAUUCCUCGUGACACUUUUCCCUCACCCCACCAAAAUGAAUCCCCAAGAGAGCCAAAAGCUCGAGAUGUACAUCCUGCUGUGCCAGUGUUCCCACGCCCUCAUAACGUCCCUGAUGAACGCCUCGAAGCGGUGCAGUCCGUACGUGCAGGUUGCCAUCCGGCAGCGGAUGUUCCAGCUGGCGGAGUCACUGCGGCUAUUUUUGAGCGGGACGCCCGAUCGGAGCUUGAGAGCGGGUGGUGGGCACGGUUCCCGGCUGGACCGAUCGCUGGACGUGUCGAGGGGGAGUGAGCGAGGGGCGGCCAGCAGGCAUGACGUCACGCAGGAUGAUUUGAAUGCGUCGGUGGCCACCAACCCGGAAGCCGCCCUAACCCAACCUGGCCGUUUCCCGAUGCUCCAAUCCCUUCUUAAAUCGCUGGCCAGCUCGGCGGACGAUUCCGUCCUAACGGUGGCCGUUCAUCCGUACGCGCACGUUCCAAACUUUGCCACCCAGGUGCUGCAGGAAAUGGAAGAUCUGAACCAGGUUUUCCAAUCGGACCAAACGCCCCAGGAGAUGGAAGCGGUCGUGUCGGAACGGUUGACCCGGAUGGAGGACAGUAUCAAUCACAUUUUGUUGCACUUGGAUCGGUUGGAGGAGCUGCAAAAAUAA